AUGCGGGCACGCUGUCUGGGCUCCAUAGAUUGUUCCGCCAGGGCGAACGACCCCUAUGAUGAGCAUGGCGAACUCAGAGUAAGAUAUCAAGACCAGAUGAGCAAUUACUACCCGUCCUCAGGAACCAAAGUUUCCUGGGGAAACGAGUAUUUCAGGCUGGACGAUGCUUACUGUCCGUAUGUCUCCUACGAGGCCGACAUUGAUCAUGAUUGUGAUCACAUCGAUGAUCCGGCCAGAUUCAACAUCUUCACGGCCACCUUUGGAGAGUAUGGAAGGCAAAAUGUAGUUCGUGCAGGGGCAGCUAGUGAUUGA
Molecule: messenger RNA, 312 nt
Organism: Symbiodinium pilosum
Lineage: Eukaryota; Dinophyceae; Suessiales; Symbiodiniaceae
Source: the annotation of a GenBank genome assembly